AUGGCUCAAGACAGAAACCACAACUCACUACAGCUGCUAGAGCACAAGUUCCCCAACCUGCACAUGAAACUACCAGGCGAGUCGGAGCCCAACCUUCUCCAUACCGAUGCCCUGCAGCGCCUGGUCGUCCUGUCCCACGGUCACGGCCAAGAGUGCGGUUUCAUCCCCGACGUGAAGCCCCCGGGCGAAGCCGAACCGGAGGGAGCAGCUCGGUCACUCGUCGGUGAUGGGGACCGGAGGGAAGAGCCGGGAGCUGGUAGUGAUGACGGCGAUGACGGCAACGCGGCUCCCCAAGUGCCGACAGAGACGGGGACCGUGGCAAAAGAUCACAGGAGCGCGCCCAUCCCAGAGGAGAAGGCGGAGCAGGGGGCUGAGCCCCAAGAAGAAGAGGAGGAAGAGGAGGACGAGGACUUUGCCGAGGAUGAUGACCUCGCCUACAUCGAUGACGUGCGUGAUGAGAACUACCACCCAUCUCUGGACAGCGACUCUGAGCCACAGCGGCGACAAAGCCAGACCAAAGCCCGUAAGAAACCCGUAAAGGAGGAGCGGCCCCUGAAUGAGCCGAGCCUGACGAGCUCCAGCCCAUCGGAGGAGAAGGUUGGACGAGUCAGCUGCAAGAGGCGAGCGCGGCCGUGCGACGAGGACGUGGCCCAGAUCGGCCCGAAGAGGAUCAGGAAGGCGGCAAAGCGCGAGAUCCUCCUGUGCGACUUCGAAGGCUGCGGCAAGAUCUUCUCCAACCGCCAGUCCCUGAACCACCACAAGAAGUACCAGCACGUCCACCAGAAGACCUUCACCUGCUCGGAGCCCAGCUGCGGCAAGUCCUUCAACUUCAAGAAGCACCUCAAGGAGCACGAGAAACUGCACAGCGACAAGCGGGACUAUAUCUGCGAGUUCUGCGCCCGUUCCUUUCGUACCAGCAGCAACUUGAUCAUCCACAGGCGCAUCCACACAGGGGAGAAACCCCUGCAGUGCGAGAUCUGCGGCUUCACCUGCCGCCAGAAAGCCUCCCUGAACUGGCACAUGAAGAAACACGACGCCGACUCUUUCUACCAGUUCUCCUGCGACAUCUGCGGCAAGAAGUUCGAGAAGAAAGACAACGUCACUGCCCACAAAAGCAAAAGUCACCCCGAAGUGCCCGGCGGACCCCCCCACGCCGAGGGGAGCCAGCGGCAGACGGUGCCAUCCCCACCGCUGAACUUCAGCGCAGGGAGGCGGGCAGGGCUGGAGCACCCGGAGGCACCCGGAGCGUUGGCCACGGAGCCCCUGGAGCUGCCGGGGCUUGGGGACACCCUGGUGGGCGGCGGUGAACCGGAGAAGACCCCACCUCCCAUUGCAGCCUCGGCUGGAUAUCGGGGGGGUCUCGGGCAGGAUCCGGACAUGCCCUGA
This is a messenger RNA of Pygoscelis adeliae (Adelie penguin), 1386 nucleotides long. Its product is annotated as zinc finger protein 692-like. Gene Ontology annotation, cellular component: nucleus. The coding region runs from base 1 to 1386 and encodes 461 amino acids. The transcript is spliced from 11 exons. Gene Ontology annotation, biological process: regulation of transcription by RNA polymerase II. NCBI's taxonomy places the organism in Eukaryota, Metazoa, Chordata, Aves, Sphenisciformes, Spheniscidae. The record is from RefSeq and is a predicted model, not a curated record.